Messenger RNA from Meyerozyma guilliermondii ATCC 6260, 2982 nucleotides. RefSeq names its product coatomer subunit beta (gene SEC26). The transcript has a single exon. Gene Ontology annotation, cellular component: cytoplasm; COPI vesicle coat. Lineage: Eukaryota; Fungi; Ascomycota; Pichiomycetes; Serinales; Debaryomycetaceae. Gene Ontology annotation, molecular function: structural molecule activity. Gene Ontology annotation, biological process: endoplasmic reticulum to Golgi vesicle-mediated transport; intra-Golgi vesicle-mediated transport; intracellular protein transport. The record is from RefSeq and is a predicted model, not a curated record. The coding region runs from base 1 to 2982 and encodes 993 amino acids.
AUGUUUACGAGCCGCGGUUGGUUCUCGUCAACCCCGAUGAAAUGUAAUGAUAGUAUAGUGAAUAACCGGGUGCAUGGAUGCGCUAUUGCUAAUGAGAAUAUUAAUUCUUGGUGUAAAGAUGUCCUUUUCCUUUCUUCAAUUCGCUCGCAAAUAACACGUCUCAUGUCGGAUAUAGGCUACACCAUGAUCUACGAGCCCAAUGGGGCGUCGAAGGCAUCGGUCAACGACUUCCGCAAGCUCCUCGAGAAGGGAAAAGACGAAGAAAAGAUCGAAGCGAUGAAACAAAUCUUGAUCACCAUCCUCAAUGGUGACCCUUUGCCCGACUUGUUGAUGCAUAUUAUUCGGUUUGUAAUGCCGCUGAAAAACAAGGAACUCAAGAAAAUGCUCUACUUCUACUGGGAAGUGUGUCCCAAGCUCGAUGCUCUGGGGAAAAUGAGACAGGAAAUGAUCUUGGUGUGCAAUGCUAUUCAGCGUGAUCUUCAACAUCCCAACGAAUAUGUUAGAGGAAACACCUUGAGAUUUUUGAGCAAGUUGAAGGAACCUGAUUUGUUGGAGACUUUGGUGCCCAACGUGAGACAAUGCUUGGAACAUCGUCAUGCGUAUGUUCGUAAAAAUGCUGUGUUUGCUCUUUACUCCAUCUACAAAGUAGCCGAGCAUCUUGCUCCCGAUGCUGACGAGUUGGUGUACCGGUUCUUGUACGAGGAACUGGACUCGGUGUGCCGGCGUAAUGCGUUUGUGUGUUUGGGUGACUUGAAUCGCGACGCUGCUCUCCAGUAUAUCCAGGAUAAUGUAGCGGUGAUCGAGACUUUGGAUCUGUUGAUUCAGCUUGCUUUCAUCGAGUUCUUGCGCCGUGAUGCUGCCCGCAAUCCAAGUAUGAAACCGCAGUAUACUCAGCUUCUCGAAGAGGUGAUCGAGUCUCCUUCGAACGUGGUGGUGUAUGAAGCAGCAAUUUCGUUGACCCUGUUGUCUUCGAGCUCCCACCACAUUCUUUUGGCAGCCAACAAAUUUGUCGAUUUGGCUACUAAGGAGACCGAUAACAACGUCAAAAUCAUCACGUUGGAGCGUAUCAACGACCUCAAUCGUGCCAAUCCCGGUGUUCUCCAAGACCUUUCGUUGGAGAUUUUACGGGUGUUGUCGUCUCAAGACUUGGACGUGCGCAAAAAGGCCAUCGAUGUCACUCUUCUGUUGAUCUCCAGCAGAAACGUGGAGGAUGUGGUGAAACUCUUGAAGAAAGAACUUCAAAAGAGCUCGCUGUCUGAGGAGGAAAAGUCAGCUGAAUACAGACAACUUUUGAUCAAUGCUAUCCACCAAUUGGCCAUUCGCUUCGUUGAGGUGGCCGCUAGUGUUGUUGAUUUGUUGCUCGAGUCGAUGGGUACUAUCAACACCGCUGCUGCCUAUGAGGUCAUCACGUUCGUCAAGGAAGUUGUAGAAAAGUUCCCUGAUCUUAGACAGCUGAUUAUCACCAGAUUGAUCGAUGCAUUGCCCUCCGUCAAGUCAGGUAAGGUUUUCCGUGGCUCGUUCUGGAUUAUCGGUGAAUACUGCGAAGAAGAAAAGUUGAUUCGUGAAGCUUGGAAGUAUUUGCGUUCCAGCAUCGGAGAGGUCCCAAUUGUUGCAAGCGAAAAAAGAUUGCAAGAGAAGGACAAUGAACAAGAAGAGGAAUCAUCUGGUAAACUGACAAAGAAACCAGUGGUUCUUCCAGAUGGCACAUAUGCCACUGAAAACGCAAUGACAGUGGAUGUGGUUCACCAAGAGGAAGAAAAGCCUCCAGUCCGCAAGCUUCUUUUAGGAGGCGACUUUUAUCUUGCCCUGGUGUUCUCUAGUACAUUGGUGAAGUUGAUUUUGAGAUUACAACGUCUUCAAACUCCUGAUAAACUCGUUAAUGCAUUGAAAGCUGAAGCACUCUUAAUAAUGGUUCUGAUUUUGCGAUUGGGAGAAUCGUCGUAUGUUACAAAGAAGAUUGACGAAGAUUCCGCUGAUAGAAUAUUUUCGUGUAUCAAGUAUUUGUCCGAUGAAGAAGAUGUCGAGCUCAUCCAGAAGAGUUUCUUGGAUGAAACAAAGGAUGCAUUCAGAAGCCAGAUCAAGAUUAGUGAGGAGCGCAAGGCAGAAGCUGAAGCCAAGGAUUUCCACGAUAAUGCAGAGCAGGUGGACGACUUGAUUUUGUUCCGUCAGCUCGAAAAGGACGUUGCUCGGAACGUCGAAAAUGAAGAUGUUACCUUGAUGGGAGCAAACAAGAAGGAAGACUUGAGUUCCAGAUUAAACAAGAUUCUUCAAUUGACUGGUUUCUCCGAUCCAAUCUAUGCUGAAGCAUAUGUUAAGGUACAUCAAUACGACGUUGUGUUGGAUGUUCUUUUGGUGAAUCAGACUACAAGCACAUUGCGCAAUUUGUCGGUAGAGUUUGCUACGUUGGGAGAUUUGACGGUGGUCGACAAAGCGGCUAGUGCAAACAUUGGACCUCAUGGAUUCCACAAAGUUCAAACUACAAUUAAGGUGUCUUCUGCCGAUACCGGAGUCAUUUUUGGUAACAUUGUUUACGAUGGCCAGCACUCGGAUGAGUCUACAAUUGUCAUCUUGAAUGAUGUGCACGUUGAUAUUAUGGACUAUAUCAAGCCGGCGGUGUGCUCUGAAAGUUCGUUCCGUAAGAUGUGGAACGAAUUUGAAUGGGAGAACAAGAUCACUAUAAAGUCGCAAAUGAAGUCGUUGAAGGAAUACUUGGACGUUCUUAUGUCCGGCACCAACAUGAAUUGUCUUACUCCGGGAGCAGUGGUGGGACAAGAGUGUCUGUUCUUGUCGGCCAAUUUGUAUUCUCGAUCCUCAUUUGGAGAAGAUGCUUUAGCCAACUUGUGCAUUGAGCAGCAGAGUGACGGACCAAUCAUUGGUCAUGUGAGAAUAAGAUCCAAGGGACAAGGAUUAGCAUUAUCGUUGGGAGAUCGAGUUGCGGCCAUUUCGAAGAACAACCAGACUGCCAAGGUGCAAAAGGUUUAA